Messenger RNA from Saccostrea cuccullata (small rock oyster), 2078 nucleotides. RefSeq lists its product as uncharacterized. Lineage: Eukaryota; Metazoa; Mollusca; Bivalvia; Ostreida; Ostreidae. The transcript is spliced from 10 exons. The record is from RefSeq and is a predicted model, not a curated record. The coding region runs from base 10 to 2001 and encodes 663 amino acids. Gene Ontology annotation, cellular component: plasma membrane. Gene Ontology annotation, molecular function: guanylate cyclase activity; peptide receptor activity; adenylate cyclase activity. Gene Ontology annotation, biological process: receptor guanylyl cyclase signaling pathway; cGMP biosynthetic process; intracellular signal transduction.
CUGGACAUCAUGGGGUUGUUCAAGAAAAAGAACAAUCAGGUUCAACCAUCAAAGUCCUGCCAUUCUUUGAACAGUUCGGCCGGAUCCAUGACUCAGUCUCAACUGAAUUUGGCGAUUAUGGACAUGCUCAACUUAUCUCAGACUACAAAUAGCUGUGAUCAUGUCUGUCGGGGAAAUCCAAUCACUGAAUCUGGAAAGCGGAAACAGUUGUUGAAAAUGCUGUCUGUAGUGCUUCUUCCUAUGGCAAUACUAGUAGGCAUGACGGGUAAUGUCUUCGUAUCAACCAUAAGAAACUUCAUAGAAGCCAAGGACACAAGAGACGCCCUCUUCUUCUCGAUUGAACUUGGUCAAAUGAUGAGAUACCUACAACGAGAACGAGACAUGAGCGCCCUCUACAUAAGCGCCAUUGGCCCAGAUACAAAGGAAGUUCUCCUUAGAAGGUACCCGGAUACUGACAUGGCUCUAGAAAACUUAUCUUUCUGGCCUGUCAGUAAGAAAAACGACAGGCAAGAAUUCCAAUCAAAGGACAAAUUUCUGUUGUUUCUAAACCGUCACCGAUAUCAGCUGGAUCUGUACAACCGAACAGUUAAGGAGGAGAUGCUAUUCUACACUGAUGUAAUUGAUAUUUUCAUCACUUGGUUAUAUGAUGCUGUUUCUGAGGCAAGAUCAGGCUCCAUUUGGAAAACUUUGGUAGCCUAUCAAGAAAUCAUCGUUGCUAGCGAAUACAUUGGGCGAGAACGAGGCAUGGGUGUAACGUAUUUCGCUUUCGGUGGGUUUAGAAGCAAGGAAGAUUACUUGCUGUUUUUGGAGGCUCAAGACAUUGCAAAUAUAACAUUUAUGUCGUGUCGGAGAUAUUCUGAGCUAGCUUACAGCAUUUAUGAGAAUCAACUUUUAAGCAAUGAUUUGAUUUUAGCUCCUGUACGAUCUAUGAGGCUUCAGAUUCGGUCAAACAAGAGUUAUCAAAGCCAGGGUUCACUAGAAAAGGCAAAUGCAUGGUUUGACAAUAUGACUGUAUAUCAGGAUAUUGUUCGAGAAACACAAAAGGCUCUAGCAACAAAGAUAAACGAAAUGUUGACGGUGAGAAGCACGGAAGACAUGUACACCAUUAUAACGAUUGCUUGUAUCUUUGGGGCUGUUUUCAUCGUUUGUCCUUUGGUGAUUGUAGGUGUAUACUUUCUGACUUCGGAGAUUCAGAAAUACUCCAUUUCCAUUGCAAAUAGAACAAAAGCAUUGAACAAGGAAAAGAAGAGAACCGACACACUCCUCUACCAGAUGCUGCCUAAAUCUGUGGCGGAACGUCUCAAGUGUAACGAGCAAGUGGACGCUGAGCACUACGACCAAGCCACCAUCUUCUUCAGUGAUAUUGUUGGAUUCACCAAAAUUUCUUCCUCAAGCUCUCCCUUGCAGGUUGUUGACAUGUUAAACAGUCUAUACACUUGUUUUGACGAAAGAAUUGAAAUGUACGAUGUUUACAAAGUGGAAACUAUAGGAGAUGCCUAUAUGGUCGUGUCAGGUGUACCGAGAAAGAAUGGGAAACAGCACGCAUCAGAGAUUGCAAAGAUGGCCUUUGAUCUUGUAAGAAAACUUCGCCAUCUGGAAAUACCCCAUCUUCCGGGGAUCAAAUUUAGCCUGCGUAUCGGUUGUCAUUCUGGUGCUGUGGUGGCUGGUGUAGUAGGAAACAAGAUGCCGAGGUAUUGCCUCUUUGGUGAAACAGUGAGCGUUGCCUCCAAAAUGGAAUCCCUUGGAAAAGCAAACAAAGUUCACCUAAGCGAGACGACCUAUGACCUCUUGACCUCCAUCGGCGGAUUUACAAUGCAGGAAAGGAAGGAUAACACUGCAAAGAAUGAUCUCGACCUCCAGAACGCAUUUAAGGGAAUCGUCCGCACAUACUGGUUAAUGGAGGUGGAAGGCGUGGACACGGACUCUGAAUCUGUUCACACCGAAAACGACGACGUGCCUCACGAAAGACACGCAGGUUCAAAGAGCUUCUGGCUGCAUUAGAGGACUGAACUGAUUUAACAUAUACGUACAAGUAUAUAUUCCUGAAGGUUAUGAAAACUGGACGAACUACUGUUAUU